Molecule: messenger RNA, 1723 nt
Organism: Mytilinidion resinicola
Lineage: Eukaryota; Fungi; Ascomycota; Dothideomycetes; Mytilinidiales; Mytilinidiaceae
Product: protein serine/threonine phosphatase 2C
Exons: 2
Coding region: 166-1677 (503 amino acids)
Biological process (GO): protein dephosphorylation
Molecular function (GO): protein serine/threonine phosphatase activity
Source: RefSeq, a predicted model, not a curated record
UAAUGAAGAAGCAUAGGGCCACACCUAUGAGUUACUGCCGCCCUUCAGAGCUCUAGGAGAAGAAAUGAUAUACAUACCUAAUAAGGCUUAGACUGGCGCAUUGACCAGGGCUAUAUAUCAGCCUCAUUCCAUCCCGUGCUGCUUACACUCUACCAUUCCUCCACAAUGUCUCUACUCGUACGCCGGGUGAACUCUGGAGCGCAUAGCGUACUCCGCCAUGGGUUAGAUCGAAGUUUCAAUCUAUCCAUCCGCCAACAUGCUACAUUAACUAUUCGAGUUGCGACCCAUCAGUCUCGUGCUUUAACCCUCAACAAUGCAGGGCUGGUCUUUGGUCUGAGCGCCGCAUUUGCAUGUGGUGCUGUGAUCGAGGGAAUCUACGGUCCCUCCAAGCCUACCGCCAUUUCGCCUAGAUCAGCAUCUUCACCGAUCAGCCCUGACGAAACUCCAAGAGACCCUAUAGCUCUGGUCAAGGAACCUGUGUCUCUCAAUGUGCAAACUGCAACUGCAAAGCUCACCGAGAAUGAGCUUAGCGUUGCUGCAACUGGGAAAAGCCCAGAAUCCCAUUCCGUGCAGUUUGCUAGCAAUAGCCCGGUCGAAGACCAAUACGUGCAAGUCGUCGCACCUGGAGUGGGCAAAACUCCAUGGUGUUAUUGGGGAGUUCUUGAUGGACAUGCGGGAGCUGCAACAGGCAUCCUGCUAAAGAGCACCCUCGUCCCAUACGUAUCCAAAUCUCUAUCUCAAUUAUCUACUCAAAGCGCUAGCCCGUUGAUCACCUCCGCCAUCCAAAACGCAUUCACAAGCCUCGAUGCCGACAUCCUGAACACCGCCCAAAAGGCCGUCAAUUCCGCCUCCUCAGUCUCAGCCGCAGCUCUCGCAGCUCUCGCACCCGCCAUCGCGGGAUCUUGUGCACUCCUCGCCAUCUUCGAUCCCAAGAGUUCUGUCCUCCGCGUAGCAUGCACCGGCGACUCCCGAGCCGUCCUCGGUCGCUACGAGUCUGCCGCUGGAAAGUACGUCGCCAAGCCACUCUCAGCCGACCAAACCGGCUUCAACGCCGCUGAAGUGGAGCGCAUCAGCGCAGCCCACCCUGGCGAAACCGGCAUUAUUGAUCCAGCGUCCGGGCGCUUGCUCGGCAUCGCAGUAACCCGCGCUUUUGGUGACAGCAGAUGGAAAUGGAGCGAGAAGUUUCUUAAGAAGACGCAAGAGGAUUUCUGGUCACCUGCGCCACGGAAAGGCGCUAUCACGCCGCCCUACAUGACAGCGGAGCCGGUUGUAACAGAGACGCAGGUGGUCAGGGGGGAGCGUGGCGACUUUGCGAUUCUGGCGUCUGAUGGGCUCUGGGACCAUAUCAGCAGCGAGGAUGCGGUUGAGUGCGUGGCGCAGUACGUUGAAGCUAGGAAGAGCGGGAAGUUCAAGUCUCCAGUAUCAUCAGAAGCGAAGGCAGACGACUCUUACCAUGUGGUGGGCGGCAAGCCGUUCACGCUGACGGAUGGUAAGUAUGUGGAGUGGAAAGCGACGCCGGAGCACUUUGUCGUCGAGGAUGGCAAUGCGGCUACGCAUCUAGUGAAGAAUGCGUUUGGAGGGUCACGGCGGAGCUUGUUUUGCAGCGUUAUGAGCGCUGGGCAGCCUCUUAGUCGGAAUAUUAGGGAUGAUAUUACUGUUCAGGUUAUUUUCUUUUAGGCUAUUCAGCAGUCACAGGGGGCUAGUCUUUAGACUCCAACAGCAU